Messenger RNA from Metarhizium album ARSEF 1941, 2055 nucleotides. RefSeq names its product Heat-labile enterotoxin IIB, A chain. Gene Ontology annotation, molecular function: toxin activity. Bases 1 to 2055 code for a protein of 684 amino acids. The transcript has a single exon. The record is from RefSeq and is a predicted model, not a curated record. NCBI's taxonomy places the organism in Eukaryota, Fungi, Ascomycota, Sordariomycetes, Hypocreales, Clavicipitaceae.
AUGAGGACGAGUUUCUGGGUCUCGACGACUGCGCUGGUUUUACUGUCUGGGCUUUGUCAGAGCCGCUCAGAGGGAGGACGCAGCAUCGAAGCAACACUUGAGCGCCGCACAGCCGAGCACUUGGGUGAAUUUGACGAAGAGUUCCCAGAGGUUGUGUACCACGGCGAGAUAGGGAGGAGCCCAGAGCAAGUUAAACAGGCCGGGGGCUUUUAUUCGCGAGGGAUGCAGAGGUCCCUUUCAGGACAUCGACUUUCCAUCAUCGAGCUGGAAGAAGGCAGCAGCCUGUUCCGGCAUGCGGCGGGAGAGACAAGCGACUAUACGCGUUUUGUCUCGACGAGUGCCGACCCCGGCGUGUCGCUUACGUUCGCCGUUGAUGACGAGCACCCAAGAGAUAAGGGCUUUGUCUACAGGAUUCAUCGUGACAGCAAGAUGGUUGAUGUGAACAGGUCUCUUGGGAAAUACUCGCCUUACCCCGGCCAAAAGGAGCACGCGGCCAUUCAAUUUAUCCCGUACCAGCAGGUUGAGGGCUGGUGGGUUGUGACAUAUCAGCACCACUUUUCAAACCCAGCCAUCGGAAAACGGACGCAAAAGAGGCUGCGGAGGGGAAGGCUCAGGAGGCACUACCACAAAAACCCAGACUUUGACCGCAGCUUCGCAAGCUUCGCAAGCCCGAGAGACGGGGGCAGGGCACCAGGGCUCGCCGGGUUCCCUCGACACUCGAUCGCAUGGGACGAGGACACGUGGAAGGAAUUCAAGACGAUCCCGGUGAGCCGAAGCCUCGACGCCAUGGUUGAAAAGCGGUGCACCGGCAAGUACGGCUGCACGCCUCGCAAACUCAAGACGGCCGCGGGCAGCGGCAAGUCUGGCGGCGGCGGUGGCGGGAGAAAGAAGAGGCCGGCGGCAACGGCUCCAGUUCCCGUCGACGGGCCCAUGGACCCGGGGAAGCCCAAGGCGAGCAAAUAUCGCGUGUUCGCCCAGGCGGGCACGCUGGUGGGGUUCAACGUUCUGGCACCGUACCUGCGCACAGUGCUCCGCCUGCUGCGGGAGUGGGACCACCCCAUUGGCCGGGCCGUCAGGGCGUUUGACGACAGCAUCAACGACCUGCAGGAGGCGAUCGGGGGGCCGCGGCGCACCGACAUCAGCGGCAACGACAACCAGGCAGCGCUCAUCAACUUCUUCAAGAAGGUCUUUUGGCUGCUGCAGGGCCCCGGGCGGCGGGAGAAGGACUUGCAGCUCCUGUCGUACGGCAAGAAGAAGAGGAUGCGGCUCGUCGGCGUCAAUGACGUGCUGAGCACCUGCGAGCGCGUCAGCGAGAGCCCGCCCGUCGACGAGCGCCUGCGGGCGGAGCUGACGACGGCCUGCGCGGGCCUCCGAAAGGUGGCGAUACAGGUGGAGAUGCCCAAGCCGGCAGCGCUCAAGACGGGACAGGCGGCCUGCCGAGUCUGCGGGCUGAGCUGGGACGACGCCGGCGGCCAGUGCAUCGACGCCAGCGGCACCAUCCGCUGGCCACGGGAGCCGCCUCCCGAAUCAACCUGCAGUGCCAGCGAUGGCGAUGGCGACGCCGACUGUGGAGACGGACAGACGGCCGCCGACCUCCAGCAGGGACAGGCCGUCUGCGCAAUCUGCGGCUCCAACUGGUACCCGGACGAGGGCCGGUGCAGGGACGACGCCGGCGUGCUCCUCUGGCCGCACAAGACCUGUGCCGGGCCCCACGGCAGGAUGCAGUGCGAGGGUAGCCAGACGGCAGCGCAGCUCGAGACGGGACGCGGCGUCUGCAGAGCCUGCGGCUUUGUGUGGGAUCCAGAAGGCGGCGAAUGCAGGAACGAAGACGGGGCGCUGCUCUGGCCGCCCGGGCCCAGCAUUGCAGCACGCGCUCUGAGCCUGUCGGGGUCCUGCGGCGAGCGUUACAACCUGGUCGAGUGCCCGCCGGGCCAGACGGCCGCCCAGGUCGAGAGGGGACACACCAUCUGCAGGGUCUGCGGCUUCAUGUGGAACAUGAAAAGCCAAAAGUGUAGGGACAAGACUGGAGCGGUCAUCUGGCCACCUGCGGCAUAG